Mercurialis annua (annual mercury) is the source of this 2245-nucleotide messenger RNA. RefSeq lists its product as uncharacterized. The record is from RefSeq and is a predicted model, not a curated record. NCBI's taxonomy places the organism in Eukaryota, Viridiplantae, Streptophyta, Magnoliopsida, Malpighiales, Euphorbiaceae. The transcript is spliced from 4 exons. Bases 275 to 2065 code for a protein of 596 amino acids.
GUUUUGAGCUAAGUAUCAAACCAAUAAUGUAAAAUCCGCCCCAUACUUGCCCAAUUUUCCCAUCUUUAAUACGCACCGUUUGAAGCGGCUCCGCUCUCCUACAACUUUUAUCUUCGAAGCUCUAACGCUGGGGAAUAAUGUUAAUAAAAUUUAAUUUAUCGUUUAUUUGCAAAACUUCACUCCGAUUUUGAAGCUGUUUAUCGGUUUGAGAUUUUGAUUGGUUUCCAAGAAAACCUAACCGCCGAGAGGAGGAUUAUAUAAUUCACAUAGGCUUAUGGAACAAGAGAAUAACAAUAAAGAAGCUGAUAAUCCUGUUGAAAAGUUUGCUAAUUCACUAGCGUUAGAAAAACGAAACGAGGAAACUGUGGAAGCAGCUGCAAAAGCGCAGUCAUUUGAAAUGAAUAAUGGGGGAGCUGGGCUUCUCGGGAAAGCACCUGCAAAGGCAGAAUCGUCGAAAAAACGAACUCCUAAAUCACUGAAGGCCAAAUCUAAAAUCAAUAAGGGACCUCCAGAUAGCAUCACUUUGAAAGGUGAGAAAGCUAACGAUAAUCAGCAGUCUCGAGGGAGAAACAGGAGGAGGAGGAAUAAGGGUUUAUUGAAGAGGGAAAAUAACAAUAAUGAGUUUGAGAAGAAUACAAACCAGAAUUUGAGGGAAGAUAAAUUGCCAAACAAUAGUAAGGGCAAAGAGAUUGAAAAGAACCAGGGAAUGAGUGCUAGUUCAAGUAAAAGCCAGCGUAACCAAAAGACUGAAGAUGCCCAGUUUAAAAAUCCAGAAAAUCAAAAGAACAAAGGAAAGCUUGAUGCCAAGGAUAAGAGCCAAGGAGAUCAAAAAAAGGCAGAGAAUCUCGGUGGUUUGAUCUUUAUGUGUAAUGCAAAGACCAAAGCAGAUUGUUUCCGAUAUCAAAUCAUGGGUGUGACAUCUGGUAAAAAGGAUCUUGUGCUAGGUGUGAAACCCGGACUUAAACUUUUCCUAUUUGAUUUUGAUCUGAGACUUAUGUAUGGGAUCUAUAAAGCAUCUUCUUCCGGUGGGAUGAAACUGGAGCCAAAGGCUUUUGGUGGGUCCUUCCCAGUUCAGGUACGGUUCAGUGUUCAUAAGGACUGCGUUCCACUCCCUGAAAGUGUUUUCAAGAAGGCUAUAAAGGACAAUUAUGUUGCAAAAAACAAGUUUGAGAUUGAACUCACUGUUCGACAAGUCAGGAAGCUCAGUGAACUUUUCCGACCAGUUGCAUUCCAAUCACUGAAGCCAGCUGCAAUUCCUGUCUUUUCCGCACCAGUGGCAACUAUUCGAGAUAGAGAGGUAUAUGAGAAACUAAGAGACUCACGACCUCAUUCAGACAUGGAAGAAAGAGUCAGAGAUGAUGGUAGGAGUUAUCCUGUGCUUUUCCGUGAAAGAGAUCCGCGGGAGGUGGUAUCAACACAUAGAGAGGAAGCUCCCCGUGAUUUAUACAUGAGCGAAAAGGAGUAUCGAACUUAUGGUCUUCAAAGAGAGAGAAGAAACCCGACUCCUCCACGUAGGGCUGUUUCCACUCUAGAUCCCUAUUCUAGGAAUCCAGAAAGAGAGAGCCUUCUUCGACAGCCAGCCCCUAUAUACGGAGAUACUGUCUCCGCGCAUAGAGAAUUAGUUCUCGCAGACCCUCUUUACUCGACUCCGAGAGAGUUUCACAAGUAUGAUAUGGGUGGUAGAAGUGAUAUUUUCGCCGGAGCUCCUUCAGUUUCUGCAAUGCCAUCUGGUUCUACUGUGACAGCAUUAGACCCUUAUAGAAGGGAUCCAUAUCAGUCUUAUCAGUACGGUACAUCUUCCGCGAGCGCGUAUUUGCUCCCACCGAAUAGGGAGGAAGCUCCUUCAAGUUCAUAUUAUAUUGAUGGUAGAAGAGAGACCUACCUAAAUGAGCCUGAUCCUUUGCAGAGGAGAGAAGCUGAUUCAGUGGAUCAACUUUACUUGAAAUACGGGGUUGAACCACUAGCACAAUAUAAACCGGUUUACCAAGAAGCCAAACCAGAAACAGUACGCCAAUUGGUUUCAUCUCGGUACUCAUUUGCUGGUCCGUCCGUCUCUUAUCGAUAAUUAAAAUGUAUGACUAACAGUUUAUUUAGUUCCCGUUUAAGUGGAUUAUUAAAGUGCAUGUGACAGAAAUUUCAGUUAUGAACAGUUGAUUUCUGUUGUAAUGCUAACAAGUAUACGAGCAUUAACUGUACUGUAUUUGUGGUGUGUAAUUUAUUUUUCUGAGAUCCAGACUUUCCAGCA